This is a messenger RNA of Hymenoscyphus albidus, 5377 nucleotides long. NCBI's taxonomy places the organism in Eukaryota, Fungi, Ascomycota, Leotiomycetes, Helotiales, Helotiaceae. The record is from the annotation of a GenBank genome assembly.
CCUGCCAUGACAGGCCAGGCACGGCAGGAUGGAUUCAGUCUAGUCACGUGAAUAGACCCCUGACGAUGGCUGCCCCUCUUUGCCCCGCCCUAGUCCAGGCUGCCUCGCUGCAUGCUUCAGGGAAAGAGCUCUUAUUGGUGGAGGGAGCUAGAGAGAGCUGCCCUACACAAGGCACCAACGAGGCUGAGACCAUGCUACCACCACUACCCCCCUACCCACUUAGCUAGGUACUACUCCUUAAGACUCUCUCCGAGACAACAUCAUCGCUCUUUACAUCAUUGAAUUGAUGAACAAACUCAAGCACGACGCUGCAGAAAGCAAUAAGUGAGAGGGACAACUGCAACACUAAUACUUAAAUACUGCAUCUCAGCAUAUGGGCAGAAUUCCAGAUUAGGUAGGCAGUGACAGUUGCAGGAGCCUCCUCACACCACUGCCAUUCACAGAUCUAUUGUAAGUUCGUAUUCCUCGUUGUUCUACGUGUUCUACACUAGUCUCUAGACUCAUCUAGAAUUUACCUGGUUGAGGUGGGAUGAUCUUUUGUUUUCACCCCAGAAUCACAACUGGGAACCAACUCAAACGUUCUGCCAUUCACCACUUCUUGGUUCUAUGUGGAGUCUUGUUUCUGUGGUAUCAAGAAGUCAAAUCUCCAAGCUACAAAUAAUCUGCUCCUUGCUCUCUGCUCCCCCCUCCCCCACAAUCAUCAAGCGACCGCACCUUCUUUCCUCAUAGUAUUUCCAUCUCCAUCUCCAUCUCCGCCUCCACCUCCACCUCCCUUCCACCAAAUACUAAUUUCUCACGCCAUCCUUUUGUUAAUACAUCAACAGUUCGCGCAAAGAUCUAUUACAACACAAGUCAAAGACCCAUUUCAUUUGCCUUCCCCAUUGUCUGACAGACAUGGGGCGAAAGGACUACAUCGCAGACGUCGCUGACGUGUCCUCCAAAAAUCUCCCCAGCAUCGUUUCUGUUGCGAAAGGUGGUGAGGAUGGCGAAGUACAUAUUUGUUAUGCUCCUCCAGAUAGAGAUCCUUUCAAUAUUACUAUCAUGUCCACAGGUACGUUACCAAACCAUACAAACGUCAUUGUGUCUCGAUCCCAUGAGGUCCCCAUCCUCAUGUUCCUUCUCAGAUCAACUGACGCCUUGCAGAUGUCUUUAGCUACCCCUCAGAAAACGGCUAUUAUAUCAGCACAGACGACUCUGUGGACCUACCUGCUGGCGUUGACGGCGCAUUGGAAUUGAUCCAACAGUCUUCAAUGGGAACGCGCAUUCAAGAACUGCUCUCUGCGAUUUCUGGGAAUCUUGACCGUCAUUUCUCCAUGGGAACUAGAGAUAACCCAGUUGGCCUUGAUAGUGAUACUGACAUCGAGAUGGGCGAGGGCGAAGACUCAGAAAACGAAGAUGAGAAUGAAAUAUUUCCUGGAUAUCCUGGCUACACUAGCAACGAAGAGUCAAGUGAUGGAGAAACGAAACAAGAUCUGAGCCCAGAAGCUGCGGGUAGACUCAACCGCCGUAUCAGAGCUGACCUUCGAGCUAUCAAGCGAAAUGGUCUCCGAGUUGGGGUACUAGAUGGUGCAAAGGCGGAUUCCGUAUCUAGUCUUAUCAGCAUAUCUACCAAGGUCGACAAACUCGGUCUCUCAGAAGAAGCCAUUCAGGCCUGGGAUUUGGAGCCACAACAGUAUAUCAUACUCCUAGUUCGUUAUAGAGGACGAUACCAAUCUUUCGAGGACAUCAUCUCCGAGGCUGCUGCAAAUUUGAACGUUGAUUACCGAAUUGGAGUCGGCAAAAAGUACAAACCGACACUUGCCGAAGCACUGGCAGCUUUUACUGAUUCCAAGAUAAACGACCCAAACUUUUCCAACGCUCAGGAUUCUGGAAAACAAAGCCAAGCCGGAUUUAGUAGUCUCUUCAUCAGCAGCUCCCUGAACGAAUUCGUGAAUCAAUCACUUAUCACACUCGUCAAGAUCCGAAAUAGCGUAGGGGUCGGUUGGGCAGGGGCCAAAUCCUGGUAUAACGAAAAGCAGUCUAGAAUGGGCGGUCCCGAUGCUGCACCUUCGGAAUCCGUCUGCAACCAAGACGCACUCGACAAUCAAAAGUCUCUUCCGGAUAUGCUCUCCUGUGAUCACUUUACGGAUCACGGAGACGAACAAGUUUCAUUUCCUCUUGUCGCAGCUCAAUUCACUUUGCGAUAUUUGGUCCGUUGUACCGAAUAUUGUUUAGUAUGCCAUGAUCGGAUUGAGGGAGAUUUUGAAGCAUUGAAGCCUUAUGUGUGCAAUAAGCCUCUUUGCUUAUAUCAAUAUAUGUCCCUUGGAUUUGGACCAUCGGUAGAACACGGUAAGCACUGUAUUGUCAUCACCUCGCUUCAGUUCGCUGACAGUAAUUCCAGAGAUUCUCACGCAGCCAUAUGUGGUCGACUUACUCACCAGCUUCUGCUAUGCCGGUGCAAUGGUAAGUUGAGCUCGAGUCCACAGAAUGUAAUCAACUAAACAAAUAUGCAGAAUCAGAGACUCCGAGAGUACCCCACGGGUAUGGCGUUGCUGGUACCUCAAGUAACGAUCAAGACAUCGAGAGAUGGCAAUAAUGGUCGCUAUUAUCCUCCAAAUCCCCAGGAUUCUACUUCUUCAACAGUCCAUCCGAAGACUCUGACAUCAGCUAUGGAAGUUAAGUUUGAUGCUGGCCGCCAAGAGAUUAUCUUUGAUGGCAGAAAGUACGACAAGUCGCCCGUAAAGAAAGGAGACUGGGUAGUUGUUUCUACCAUUGGUAGGUUCCAUACGUACGAAUUGUUGAAUACACACUAACAGCAAAGAAGACCGCACCCCAACGCACCAUCGGGUUGAGGAUACCAUACAAUAUCCAUGUGUCACGCUAUCAAAAGAAGCAACCGCUUUCCAGAAUCCUGACACAAACACCAACGUCCACACCCCUGCAACAACUCCACCUCCUCAGAAUACUAUUCCGGCCUACGUCGUGUCCUACAGUGAAAACUUUGAUGACUUGGACCCAGUAUCCAAGGCCGAGAUUAUCGUCGAUCUUCUGAAAACUCUACCAUCUUUGAAGGAGAUGAGAACUUAUCUUCUAGGCCAGAGUAGAUCAGCUGAGCCCAGACUACGUUCUUGGAAUGAUCGCAUUUCUCCUGCAGCUCUUGGAAUCCUGCGUUGGAUUGUUGCUUCAAAUCGAUCGUGCAUUGUUCAAGUUGACAAAUGUCCCGAUCAAGAUGACACAGAUGCUACUAUGGCAAAAAUCAGACUAGAUCAGAGAAUAGCACAUAUUGGGUCAAGUUACGUGCAGUUCAGAUUUGCCCAAGGCUCUCCAGAUAAAGAACAGCGAUUUCUCAAUGCGCUUAAGGCACAGCAGGCAAACUUGAAUACGGCGUAUCCAACCAUCUUCGCCUGGCAUGGUAGCAAACUCGAAAAUUGGCAUAGCAUCAUCAGAUCUGGAUUGGAUUAUAAGGAUACUUUGAAUGGUCGAGCAUAUGGUCAUGGUGUGUAUCAUGCACGAGAUCAAAAUGUGGUAAGUAUUCUAGAGUAUAAUCAUCUUCAAUUGAAGUAUUCAGCUGACUUUUCUUUGCAGUCCUUAGGCUACUCCGCUCAUGGUUCUGUAAGUUUCUCAAUGACCGCAUUAAACCCGUACACGGAAUGAAUAUUGGAGUUAAUUAUCAAAGGGUAUAUGGCAAGGCUCUUCGUUGAAGAUUGCCAGCGCGAUGAGUCUGAACGAGAUUGUGAAUUGUCCUACACAGUUCGCUAGCUAUACUCCUUAUUAUGUUGUACAGCAUAUCGACUGGAUCCAGUGCAGAUACCUGUUAGUUCAAGUUUCAGCAGGAACAGGAGAUAAUGACUACGCCAGAGAUACGACAGCAAGCGUCAAUGAGUAUGAGAAAUCUUCGACGGUCUGCCGAGAGUCUGUUUGACUGACAUUAAACUAGGAACCGCCAAGAUGAUAUUUCUCAGGAUCCUCAAUACCGGGCAACUUCGACUUUGAAUAAGACUAUCGGCAUACCGUCUUGUGCUAUCACAACCUCGAAGCGUUUCCGUGACGACAAAGAUAAAGUCCUUCAAGCCAAGACCAAGCUCGCCAAGCUACCAAAUAUUUUGAAGCGAAAGCACUCCCAAUCUAGUGGGGCUGCACCCCUGAUGGACGUCAGCGAUAGUGACGAAAUGGAUGAUAUUGCCUUCUUUCUGUCUGAUUCAGAGACCGGCGGUAGCAGUCAAAGCAAGUCGUGAGUAUUUUCACUAGCAAAUUGAGUUGGCAUUAUCCUGUAAUCCAUCCGCUAAUAAGAACAGGUUGCAAACCCCGCUUACAGAUUUUGUUCCCGGAUCGCUUGACCAUUCAACCUUGCCUAUGCUAGAUGAGCCAUCAUACGCUACGCCCAUGGCGACUAAAGCUUUACAACGAAACUUGAAGGAAGUCCUGGCUAUUCAAAAGAAGACCCCACUUCAUGAACUUGGCUGGUAUCUUGAUGAAAAACUUGUCAACAACAUGUAUCAAUGGAUCGUAGAAUUACACUCCUUUGAUCCUUCUCUACCACUCGCAAAGGACAUGAAGGCUUCUGAAGUUACUAGCAUUGUUCUCGAGAUUCGAUUUGGAAAGGAUUAUCCUCAUAGUCCACCCUUCGUCCGAGUUAUCAGACCUCGAUUCCUGCCAUUCUCUGUCGGAGGAGGUGGACACGUUACGGCUGGCGGAGCUAUGUGCAUGGAACUUCUCACAAAUUCUGGGUGGAGCGCGGUCUCAUCUAUUGAAAGUGUCCUCCUUCAAGUUCGCAUGGCCAUGAUGAACCUAGAACCGAAACCAGCUCGUUUGGAAGGGAAGGGUACGAUCAAUCGACAGUAUGACUACCAGGUUGGCGAGGCUAUCGAAGCUUAUAAGCGCGCAUGUCUACAACACGGUUGGCAGAUUCCUAGUGACUUUGGGCAAUUUGCAUUGACUCCAUCCGCCUAUGGUACCUCCCGCGGCUCUUAAAGAUUUCAGACUUUUAGAAUCAGGACCUCGGCCGGUAAAAUGAGACUUUUCUAUUUAUUUUCUUUCUCUUACUAUCCAGGAGUAUGACAUGACAAAUUUGCGGUGGCAGGUUUCACGAUUUGACGAUGGGAAUCAUUUUCGCAAUGGCGUUCAAUGGAUGGAUCUGGCAAGGUGGAUUUAUCAAAUUGAGCGGGAAGAAAGGGGAGUAAGCUGGGCGUGGUACAUGACAUACAUCGUCGAAGCUUUUGAGCAUCUAUGGAUGGCGUUAGGUGAAUCUGGGGGAAUACUGAUACCACUGGGCGUAAUCAUCGUGAGCCUUUUUUCUUUCAGAAAGCUAUGAUGCGAUGGACCCCCUUGAUAUGAAUGGGCCAGGCAAUCUUCUUGGGCGGGAUCGUGUUAGCUACCUAAUAAAUUGAGAUUUCUUUUC